AUGGCAACAUCCACAGUUCAACGAAUUCCUUACUCGGCACCCCGAGAAGAAUUCAUCAAUGCUUUGAAGAGAGACGGAUGUGUAAUUGUUCGGAACUUUACGGAUCUUGAGACUCUUGAACAAGCACGACGUGAAGUUGAGCCCUGGUUGAACAAAAAUGAUAACAGCCAGGUUGGAGCAUUAAAUGGAGGCACAAAAACAUGUACUCGUUUGAUCGGACGAAGCAAGACCGUCCGCGAGAAGUUCUUUUCUGAUCCUUUGUAUCAAUAUCUUGGGGAAGAAUUCUUGGGCAUCACUACCACCAACUGGUACAAUGAAGAGCCCUCAACAAACACAACCCACCCUCUUCUCUCUAUAGCCAUAACCAUGGACACCCGCCCCGGCGCUCAGGCCCAAAAACUGCACCGUGAUGACAAAAACCAUCACGCACGACACCAAAGGGUCGACGCCUACCACACAAACCGCGACAUGCUCCUUGGUUUAUUCGUCCCUGGUUGUGACACAACUCGCGAAAUCGGCGCUACAAGGAUCGUCCCCGGAAGUCACCUGUGGGGUGAUGAGCAACCAGACUUUGGACCAAAUGGCGAUAAAGGUGUUAUUGAUGCCGAACUCAAAGCUGGUGAAGCUUUUAUCAUGCUCGGUAGUCUCUACCAUGGAGCUGGACAGUACUAUAAGUCCACGGGCAACCGUAUGGUUCAUAUUAUGUUCAUGUGUAGUGGCAUUUACCGUCAAGAGGAGAUUUCAUAUCUUUCCUAUCCAAUUGAAGAUGUCAAGACUUAUUCCAAGCUUGUGCAGCAAAGACUGGGAUGGAAUCAAUCCGAGCCAAAUCUUGGUUGGGUAGACCUCAUGUCGCCUGAAGCUCUAUUGAAAUGA
Talaromyces amestolkiae is the source of this 873-nucleotide messenger RNA. RefSeq lists its product as uncharacterized. The coding region runs from base 1 to 873 and encodes 290 amino acids. The record is from RefSeq and is a predicted model, not a curated record. NCBI's taxonomy places the organism in Eukaryota, Fungi, Ascomycota, Eurotiomycetes, Eurotiales, Trichocomaceae. The transcript is spliced from 4 exons.